Messenger RNA from Guyanagaster necrorhizus, 1665 nucleotides. RefSeq lists its product as uncharacterized. The transcript is spliced from 3 exons. The record is from RefSeq and is a predicted model, not a curated record. Lineage: Eukaryota; Fungi; Basidiomycota; Agaricomycetes; Agaricales; Physalacriaceae. Bases 92 to 1513 code for a protein of 473 amino acids.
CCUCGCUGCCUUUGUUGUCUUUCCUUAAGCUCCUAUUUCCCUCUUUCAGUCUUUCCUUCACUGAGUACGCGACUUUUUUUUUGCCACUAUCAUGUCGACAUGCAGUCAAACCCCCACUGGUACCCAGAGUAGUGUUAUCUCUACCCAAGUCGUCUCGACAUCUGUUGGAUCAGUCGUUUCCUCCAUCCCAACUCUUACAAGCACUGCUGUGACGACAGUUUGCGCCGAGUCCAAUUCUACUCUGUGUUUGUCCUCGACUACUUCUGUAGUAAGAGAGACGACGCUAUAUGGAACUACCACCAUCUUUACUUCAGUCCCAGUAACAUCAGAAUCCGCCGUUUCUACAGUAUACACUACAUUAUACGGGACUGUUUGCUCGCCCCUCGAUACUACUACGACUGGAACUGAUACGACCACCACACCAACUACAACCAGUACAACAAGCACGACGUCAACAACAUCUCCCACGACCACGACCACGACCACAACAUCAUCUUCAACAUCGACCUCUACUUUUGUUACCGUCUCGACACCUUCGACUGUCAUUACCUCCUCAACAUCUGUAACUUUAGCUGGUGGCGAAAUCACGGUUUCAGUAGUAACACUCACCUCUACACUAGCCGCUACCACAAUAACUUCCGCAGGCGGGGCCAUCGCUACAUCUACAGCCGCUUCCAGUAGUUCCAGUAAUGUUGGCGCUAUAGUCGGGGGAGUGGUGGGUGGCGUCUGUGGCCUCGCCUUACUAGCUCUUCUCAUCUGGUGUGUUCUAAAACGUCGUAAGAGAUGGGACGACAUCUUCGAUGAUCUUGACGAUCAGAUGCCUGCCAACACUGGUACGGGAGGCAACGAAGGAUUUUCCCUCGGACGGGAUUUGGACGUGGAGCCCAAACCGUACGAGUAUGGGACCGUCGGUGGAAACACAUAUCCGUCCCUCAAUGGUGUUUCACCACCACAAUCACCUUCAAUGGCUGGACAGCCGAUGAUGCCGACGUACACUGACCAUGGGUACGACCAACAGGGGUUGCAAGCCAUUUCACCGUUAAGCGUGCUUCCCAUGGGCGCGGCGGCGCCGGUGGGGCAGCAGCGACGCAUGUCGUCUCAGAGCGGAGAGCCUUCCCGGACGCCUUCGGUUGGUCCUGACAACAUUGCUGGUGCGGCCUCUUCCUCACGUCCCACAUCGUCGGAUUCGGGAUACUUCAGUCGGGCUCAGGCUGAGCGUCGCUUGCGUAUCGUCAAUCAAGAUAACGCUCCGGCUGGACAGAGGGCAUCCGUGAUGAGCAGCCAGGCGGCAGAUAUUAAUUCGAGUGAGGGGGUGAUUGAAGGGGGUGAUGCGAGUGGUUCUGGAGGAGGAGUCACGAAGGGAAGACGCAGGAGUUCGGCAACGGCAGCGACAGGUGGGAAGGCUGAUAUGGUGCGUCUGGAUGGGGCGCGGGCGCGACAAGAAGCGGAAGCCUCGGCCGCUUUGCAUCAUGGUCACGGGGAGCUUCCUCCGCCUGCUUACUCUGAGAGUUGAGAGUUAAAAACAAUACCGACGCAUUCGGGAUUGCUUUUUAGUACCUUGCAUUGUUUUUUUUUGGUGUUUGACUGCAUUUAUGACUUAUUUUAACUAACUGUGUAUUAUCGUACGUUCGCUUACCUUAUUAUUAUCUCGCGCUACCUUCCAUC